Macrosiphum euphorbiae (potato aphid) is the source of this 1245-nucleotide messenger RNA. Lineage: Eukaryota; Metazoa; Arthropoda; Insecta; Hemiptera; Aphididae. The record is from the annotation of a GenBank genome assembly.
AUGUCAAACAUGAAAAUAUUACAGAAUAUCAAUGUGAGAAACCAUUAUGUAAUACAAAGUUGUUUGGUAAUAUCUUUAGUUACUGUAACAAUUUGGAUAACAAAAAUUCUAAGAAAAAAAAUAAGUCACAAUGCUCAACAGUGUGUCAACGAUAAAAUAAGUUCAAUUCCAUUGGUUAUUAUAACAGGCUGUGACACAGGUCUUGGAUAUUCAAUUGUUAUGAGAUAUUUAAAAGGCCAACAUUUGAAUAAAAAUCAAAAUAACAGUAAAAUAUAUAAUAUGCUAUUUUCCAAUAACAAAGCACUAUUAAUCCCAAAUAAGAUAGCAAUAAUUGCAUUUUGUUUGAAUCCUAAUAGCCCAGGUGCUAAACGCUUAGUUCAACUUUCACUUGAAAAUAGUAAUAUUCAAUUGUUCGUUAGACAAUUAAAUUUAACUGAUAAUGAUUCUAUUAAAACUGGUGUCACUUUUGUUACUGAUCUACUUCAACAGAAUGUUGAUAUAAUUGACGAACACAAUGAAACAGUUGUUUUAAAAUAUGAACUACAUGCAUUGGUUAACAACGCAGCGCGAAUGGUGAUGGCGGAAUAUGAAUGGCAAACUUCAAAAAUGAUACAAGAGCAAUUUGAAGUUAAUAUUUUAGGUCCAAUUAAGUUAACUGCUAUGUUAUUGCCUGCAUUUCGCAAAGAUAAAAGUCGUGUGAUAAAUGUAAUUAGUCAUUGUUCAUAUCUCCCACUUCCCGGAGUAUCUAUUUAUGGUGCUACAAAAGCAGCCGUGCGUGCAUGGACACUUGGAACAAGAGUUGAACUUAAUAUUCAUGGCAUAAAAAUGAUCACAUUUUCACCAGGAUCGUUUUAUCUUCAUUCCUCCAUUAUGAAUGGUGAACAAAGAAUGAUUGAUUAUAAAGAAAUGUGCAAUAAUAUGAAUAAGGAGCAAUUAGCUUAUUAUGGUGCUUUUAUGUAUGCCUAUCAAAAUUACUUGGGUAAUAUUGAUGUAUAUAUUAGUCCUCCAGAAACAACCAUUCCAAGCACUAAUAAAAUAUACUGUCAAAUGGAUAAUGCACUAUGGGCAGUCCAACCCAAAGCUGAGUAUAAUGUACCUGAACCUUGGAGAUAUAGAACCUAUUUUGCUGUAGCUUGGACUCUAUCAUCAUUAGGCUUACAUUAUUUUAGAGAUAAGGUUGUACGUCAAUUUGUGGCUACGCCACAGUUUCAUAAUAAUAUUGCAAGUCAAGUUGAAAAUGUCUAA